Hippocampus comes (tiger tail seahorse) is the source of this 4939-nucleotide messenger RNA. It is a transcript of the gene phka2, whose product is annotated as phosphorylase kinase, alpha 2 (liver). Gene Ontology annotation, biological process: glycogen metabolic process. The record is from RefSeq and is a predicted model, not a curated record. Gene Ontology annotation, cellular component: phosphorylase kinase complex. Gene Ontology annotation, molecular function: calmodulin binding. NCBI's taxonomy places the organism in Eukaryota, Metazoa, Chordata, Actinopteri, Syngnathiformes, Syngnathidae. The transcript has 32 exons. The coding region runs from base 540 to 4259 and encodes 1239 amino acids.
UAGUUUAUAUCAGGGUUUAGUCGUCAUCUUUCGUGAAAAAUAUAGAAAUGAAACAAAUGACUCGUUUGUCAAAAAUGUUGGAGCCUAAAUUGUGCUCCAAUUCUGAAAUGAUUGGAUUCCGGUAAGCAUUGGGUGCAGAAGGACUCUGAACAUGAACGGUUACGUCAACGCUGACAAUAAAGUCAUUUAGCCCCAUCUGUUGACGAAAACGUGUAGUUACACGAAGGUGCAUUUUUUUCCCCUUCCCCUUUCGGUCUACAUGCGACAGAGCCUCAUUUGUGACAACCAACCACUGCCUUUGACGUCUUCGCUGUUUUUGCGUCCGUUUAUGUCAAUAAUAUCAAAAAGCCAGGUGGAUGCUCUUCGGUAGGAAAGCGUAGCAAAGCCGUUUGAAGAGGGGAGAGUGUGACGACGCCUGCUCAGGAUGGUUCACUGACUGCAGUGCAGGGGUGGCUUGUUGGAGCGUCUUCGUACCGUGAUCUGCACAUUAAACAUGUGACGUAGGGCUUUUUCGGACAUAACCAGACUGUGAAGCGAGGAUGAGGAGCCGCAGUAAUUCGGGAGUGAGGCUGGAUGGAUAUGCCAGGCUUGUCCAGGAGACUAUUCUGUGUCACCAGAAUCCAGUGUCAGGGCUCCUGCCUGCCAGUGCCCAGAAAAAGGAUGCCUGGGUGAGAGAUAACGUGUACAGUAUUCUGGCCGUGUGGGGGCUGGGCAUGGCCUAUCGCAAGAAUGCUGACCGGGAUGAGGACAAGGCCAAGGCCUACGAACUGGAGCAGAGUGUGGUCAAACUGAUGCAAGGACUUCUGCGCUGCAUGAUAAGACAGGUUGCCAAGGUGGAGAAGUUCAAACACAGUCAGAGUACCAAGGAUUGUUUGCAUGCCAAAUAUGAUACUCCCACUUGUGCCACAGUGGUGGGAGAUGACCAGUGGGGUCAUCUUCAGGUGGAUGCCACCUCGAUUUACUUGCUGAUGUUGGCACAGAUGACGGCCUCAGGUCUUCGUAUCAUCUCAAACUUGGAUGAGGUGGCUUUUAUCCAAAACUUGGUCUUCUACAUCGAGGCUGCAUACAAGGUUGCGGAUUAUGGCAUGUGGGAACGAGGUGACAAAACCAACCAGGGCAUCCCCGAGCUCAAUGGCAGCUCUGUUGGAAUCGCAAAGGCUGCUCUAGAGGCUAUCGAUGAGCUGGAUCUUUUUGGUGCCCACGGUGGCCCAAAGUCUGUCAUCCAUGUUCUUCCUGAUGAAGUGGAACACUGCCAGUCCAUCCUGUGCUCCAUGCUGCCCAGAGCUUCAACUUCCAAAGAGAUAGAUGCCGGCCUCCUGUCUGUUAUAUCUUUCCCCUCGUUUGCAGUGGAGGAUGCAGAAUUGGUGGCCAUCACCAAGUCGGAAAUCAUCGGGAAAUUGCAGGGACGCUAUGGUUGUUGCCGCUUCAUCAGAGAUGGAUAUCAUUGUCCUAAAGAGGACCCAACCCGGCUGCAUUAUGAUCCUGCUGAGCUGAAGCUAUUUGAGAAUAUUGAAUGCGAGUGGCCCGUCUUCUGGACCUACCUCAUUCUUGAUGGUAUCUUUACAGGAGACCAAGUGCAGGUGCAGGAGUACCGUGAGGCACUGGAGGGCAUAUUGAUCCGGGGGAAAAAUGGCAUCAAAUUGCUGCCUGAACUUUAUGCUGUACCAACUGACAAGGUGGAGGAGGAGUACAGCAACCCGCACUCUGUGGACCGAGUAGCCAUGGGCCAGGUCCCUCACAUGUGGGGACAGUCGUUGUACAUCCUGAGCUGCCUUUUGGCUGAGGGCUUUUUGGCACCAGGAGAGAUCGAUCCUCUCAACAGGAGGUUCUCCACAAAUUUAAAGCCUGAUGUUGUAGUUCAAGUUUGUGUCUUAGCAGAAUCGAAGGACAUCCAGAAGUUAUUGAAUGAGCAUGAGAUAAAGGUCCAAAUGUUGUCCGAGGUUCUGCCAAUCAGGGUCCUGCCUGCUCGCAUCCUGAGCCACAUUUAUGUCCGACUGGGGAAUUGCAAGAAGCUGAAUUUGAGUGGCAGGCCCUACAGACACAUCGGAGUUUUGGGAACAUCCAAAUUUUAUGAGAUCAGGAACCGCUCAUACAUAUUCACCCCUCAGUUUCUGGAUCAGCACCAUUUCUACUUGGCCCUGGACAACCAGAUGAUCGUGGAGAUGUUGCGUACAGAGGUGGCCUACCUCUCCUCCUGCUGGAGGAUGACAGGACGACCCACCUUGACUUUCCCCAUCACCCGCAGCAUGCUCGUUGACGAUGGAGAUGCAAUUGAUCCAUGUAUCCUAGCAACGCUGAGGAAGCUGCAGGAUGGCUAUUUUGCGGGCUCAAGGAUCCAGAUGUCGGACCUCUCCAGUUUACAGACCACUUCCUUUCACACUCGACUUAGCUUCUUGGAUGAAGAAAACGACGACAGCUUACUUGAAGAGGAUGAAGAGGAAGAGAAAGACUAUGGAGAAGAAUACAGCCAAUGUGAACCUUCAGGCUCAAACGACAUGUUUGAUCAGUACCUCACGCAGCUCCUCCACAGCACCACCACCAGAUGUCAUCUUCCUCCCAUCCAGGGCGGGGAACACCACGUGUUCAGUGCUGAACACACAACCAGAGAUAUCCUGUCUAUGAUGGCUCAGGUUCAAGGUCUUAACGUGCCCAAGUCUUCCAUGUAUCUACCUGUUGUCCCUCUCAUGAACAAGCAUCGCAAAUCUCUCAACCUGUUGGAAGUUCCUCAGCCUGCCUCACAUGCAAAGCAACACAAGACAAAGUGUCGCAGUGCAGCUGAUCUCCACUUGCCGCGAGACGCCCAGGGCAACAUGGAUUUUGCAGUGCUGGUGAGACAGCUGAAGGAGUGUCCAACUCUGCAAGACCAAGCAGACAUCCUUUACAUUCUCUAUAUGAUGAAAGGAGCUGAUUGGCUGGUUGAGGUGUCAGGUCCAGGCCAUGGUUGGGUGAGUGUCCGCACCCUAUUGGAGGAGCUGUAUGUGCAAGCUGGAGCCUGCAAGGAAUGGGGUCUCAUCAGAUACAUCUCGGGAAUACUGCGCAAGAGAGUGGAGGUCCUCGCUGAGGCCUGCACAGAUCUUAUUUCCCACCACAAGCAAAUUACCGUGGGUCUUCCUCCUGAACCCAGGGAAAGAGUCAUCACAGUUCCUCUCCCCCCUGAGGAGCUUAACGCUCUCAUCUUUGAAGCCAGCGGUCAGGACAUCAGUGUUGCUGUUCUCACUCAGGAAAUCAUGGUCUACUUGGCUAUGUAUGUGCGCUCCCAGCCCGCCCUAUUUGGAGACAUGCUCCGACUGAGAAUAGGACUCAUCAUGCAAGUGAUGGCCACCGAGUUGGCUCGCAGUCUGCGAUGCUCUGGGGAAGAGGCCUCUGAAAGUCUGAUGAGUCUGAGUCCUUUUGGCAUGAAGAACUUGCUGCACCACAUCCUCAGUGGCAAGGAGUUUGGCGUGGAAAAAAGCAUGCGACCCAUCCAGUCAACAGCUACCAGUCCGGCCAUCUCUAUCCAUGAACUAGGACACACUGGAGCCACCAAGACGGAGCGCUCAGGAAUACACAAACUCAAGAGUGAAAUCAGACAGUUGGAUGACUCCCGGCCACUCAGUAUCGUCAGCGGCAGCCUCUCCACAUGCAGCAAUGUCACCUCUCCUCGCUCCACGCGUUGUAGCAGCCCCUCCACUCCCAGUGGGAUGUUGUCCCCAGUGGGCUCUGGUCAAGGUGAUGGGCAGCUGCACUGGGAGGAGAGGCAAGGCCAGUGGCUCAGGAGACGCAGAUUGGAUGGAGCUAUCAACCGAGUCCCAGUGGGUUUUUACCAGAAAGUGUGGAAGAUUCUGCAGAAGUGCCACGGCCUGUCCAUUGAUGGCUACGUCUUACCCUCGUCCACCACAAGAGAGAUGACAGCAAGAGAGAUCAAGUUUGCAGUGCAGGUGGAGUCGGUUCUCAACCACGUGCCUCAACCGGAAUACAGACAGCUGCUGGUGGAGACCUUGACGGUUCUGGGCCUGGUAGCCGACGUCGACGUUGACAGCAUUGGGGGUGUCAUCCAUGUGGAGCGCAUCCUACACAUGGCCAACAACCUGUUCCUCAACGAUCAGAAAUCUCACAGUGCCUGUGACUAUUUCCUUCAGAAGGACCCAGCAACAGGAAUUUGCAACUUUUUCUAUGACAGCGCCCCCAGUGGCCGUUAUGGCACCAUGACGUAUUUGUCGAAAGCGGCGAUCACAUAUGUUCAGGACUUCCUGCCGAGUUCAAGCUGCCUGAUGCAGUGAAGAAGUAAAUCAUUCAAAAAAAAUGCUGUCCAACAUUUAUUCAAUGUCCUUGACAUCCAUCUUAACUCAACUGCAUUUACAACAACUCAGCCCACUGGCAGAAUGACUCUCUUACCAGUAAUGUUUUUUUUCCUUACUAAUAUGUAGCCCAUCAGUACAACCUUAAAAUGGAUUUUCUUGAUAUUGGAUAAAUGCUCAAACGUCUUUAUUUCAAGAUAACCAUUAUUAGUCUCACGAUGGGGAAAUAAGCAUUACGGUAAUUAUUGCAAACAUUACUUCAACAAGUGCCCUAGUUGCAACUGGUGUGCUGAAUUGUCUUUCCAAACUAGGUGCUCCUGAAAGACAUAUGAAGAGGCAUGUGAUUGUAAUAUGUAUCCGAUUAUAUCAUAUUGUUAUGAUGGUCUUGACACUUCAUUUGUAAACCUGGAUUGUGCACAUCAUUUUAAUCGGGAUCUACAGUAGCUCACAAAAGUGAGUACACAUUUCUGCAUCUAUGUAACUAUAUCUCUUCAUGGGAUAACACUGAAGAAAUUACACAAAUAUAUAACCCCUGGAAACAAAAAUGAGUCCACCCCGAAGUGAAAAUGUCCAAAUUGAGCACAGUUUUGGUAUUCCAGCAGUCAGAGUGGCCAGUGAAAGUUCAAAAUGGCACUUCAUGACAAAGAACUCUCUGAAGACCU